AUGGGCAUAAAAAAGCUACCCAGCUACAAGGAUUACUGGUCCUCACGAUUGGAAAUGAGAGAUCCAUUAAUAAGUUCAAUAAUGUCAAGAGACAGGUUUUCAUGGAUGUUAGCCAACCUGCACCUAAACGACAACUCUGUACAGCCUGGCCGUGAUCACCAAAACUUUGAUAAGCUUUACAAAUUACGGCCUUUGUUAGAUGUAUUAUCUGAUACAUAUAAAAAUGCUUUGAAACCAAGUCAACAUCAAGCUAUUGAUGAGUCGAUGAUCCGAUUCAAAGGACGAAGCUCCCUAAAACAGUAUACGCCAAAGAAACCAGUAAAACGUGGCUAUAAAGUUUGGAUUCGUUCCGAAAAUUCAGGAUACGUAUGUCAAUUUCAGAUUUACACUGGUAAAAUAGGUCAAAUGACCGAAAAGUCUCUUGGUGGUAGAGUUGUUAGAGACCUUACGAGAGACUUAGUUGGAAAAGGGUACGAAAUAUAUAUUGACAAUUAUUUUAAUUCAGUCGAGCUGCAAAAACAACUUCAAACUGAAAUGAUUUACGCUUGCGGUACCGUCAGAAAAGAUCGAAAGAAUCUACCAACAGAUCUACUAGAUGACAAGCAGUUAACAAGGGGUGAAUUCGAUUGGAGAGUUAGCACUGAUGGGUUGACCUUUUUGAAAUGGAUGGAUAAUAGGCCAGUCCAUUUUUUAACUAAUUAUCUGGAUCCAUGCAAAAAUCAAUGCAUGGGUUUCCCGCAGAAAAAAAGAUGGUUCCGCGGAAGAUGUUACUUGUCCUGA
Messenger RNA from Anthonomus grandis grandis, 780 nucleotides. RefSeq names its product piggyBac transposable element-derived protein 4-like. Bases 1 to 780 code for a protein of 259 amino acids. The record is from RefSeq and is a predicted model, not a curated record. The transcript has a single exon. NCBI's taxonomy places the organism in Eukaryota, Metazoa, Arthropoda, Insecta, Coleoptera, Curculionidae.